AUGGCAGUCGACAUAAAUAUUAAAGAACUUUUGGUCGUAGGAGAUUAUGAAUUGCUUAUACACCAAGUCCAAGGAGAAUGGUCCACCAAGAAUGUCAAGAUACUGUCGUACCUGCACUACAUGAAGGAACUGUGCAAGAAGUUCACAAAGAUUGAGUUCAAGCAUGUCCUCAGUAUUCAGAAUGAGUUCGUCGACUCCCUUGCAAUCCUAUCGUCUAUGAUUCAGCAUCCAGACAAAAAUUACAUCGAACCUAUCGAGGUAGAGAUCAGGGAUCAACAUGCCUAUUGCUUCCAUAUAGAAGAAGAACCCAAUGGUAAUCCGUGGUACCACUACAUCAAGAAAUUCCUUGCGACCAAGGUAUACUCGGAGAAUGCUACUAAUGGUCAAAAGCGAGCACUCGAGAGGCUGGCAAACCACUUUUUCCUCAACGGGGAAGUCCUGUACAGGAGGACCCCGGACUUAUGGGAUAUGCGGGCCCCAGAUGAACGUGUUCAUAUUAGCCACGAAGGUUUGGAGAGCUGGAUACUUUUGGAUGACUAUGGAAAAUGA
Messenger RNA from Nicotiana tabacum (common tobacco), 549 nucleotides. The record is from RefSeq and is a predicted model, not a curated record. NCBI's taxonomy places the organism in Eukaryota, Viridiplantae, Streptophyta, Magnoliopsida, Solanales, Solanaceae.